AUGUUACUUUUCAUCAUAUUUUUUGCAAUUAUCAUUGAUGUGGAAAGUUUGGAAUGUCCUGGAAGUCAGCUAACAGUAAAAGAACGUAAAAAUAUCGUUCGUCAGAAUAAUGUAUUGCGUUCACAAUUGAUUCGUGGAAAGCUUAAAAAUAAAGAUGGCAGCUAUAUGCCACGUGGAAAGAAUAUGCUCCGAUUGAAGUGGAAUUGUGAAUUAGAAAAAUCCGCACAGGAUUGGGCAAAUCAUUGUCUCUUUAAACAUUCACCAGGAGAUAAAAGAGAAGGAAUCGGUGAAAAUGUCUAUGCUUACUGGUCAACAGCAAGUGUUGAAAGUCGUAAAAAUACUGCCGGUACGGAUGCCGGCAAAAGCUGGUGGUCAGAACUUCCGAAACUAUACAGGAAUAAUCCAACCAAUAAUUUGACUGCUGAUGUUUCCAAACAAGGUGUUUUGCAUUUCACACAGAUGGCUUGGGGUAAAACACAUGAAAUUGGUUGCGGCAUUGCUUCAAACUGCGAUAACGGUCGCAUGCUGAUAGUCAUUUGUCACUAUAAGCCCCAGUGA
Acanthocheilonema viteae is the source of this 558-nucleotide messenger RNA. NCBI's taxonomy places the organism in Eukaryota, Metazoa, Nematoda, Chromadorea, Rhabditida, Onchocercidae. The record is from the annotation of a GenBank genome assembly.